AUGGCGGCGGGCGGAGGCCCCGUGGAGGUGGCGCUGGUGGCGGUUGCCGAGGCGACGGCGGCGGGCGCGCCCUCUUCGUCCGGCGGCGGCGCUUGCUGCUGGGCCUGGGAACUGGGCUCCGGGACGACGCUGGCCAGCUAUCGCGGCGGGAGCUUCGCGGCCAGAGGGUUGGCUCUGCUCGGCGGGGAGCAUCUGCUGGGGGCGCAGCUCGGCAAGGCCUGGCUGGGAGCCUGGGAGCUCCAGAGGAAGGAUCAACUCCAGCAGAAGAUCAUCUGCCCAGGGUUGGUGACCUGCCUGACAGCUGCUCCCAAUGGUCUCUACAUUUUGGCAGGCAUUGCUGAAAGCAUCUAUCUCUGGGAGGUCUCCAGCGGGAACCUGCUUGCCAUCCUGAACCGACACUACCAGGACCUGUCUUGUCUGGCCUUCACGGAUGACAGCAGCCACUUCCUCUCUGGGGCCAAGGACUGCCUAGUUAUUGUGUGGAACCUUUGCAGCGUGCUGCAAGUCGAGCAUGGCCAAAGCCCCGAGCCCCGUCACGUGUGGUCACGACACAGCCUUCCCAUCACAGACCUCUGUUGCGGGAUUGGCGGCCCUAUGGCACGAGCUGCCACAGCCUCCCUAGACCAAACAGCCAAGCUUUGGGAAAUCUCCUCCGGAGACCUUCUCCUGUCUGUUGUCUUCGACGUGGGCAUUAUGUCAGUGACCCUUGAUCUCACAGAGUAUUUCAUGUUUUGUGGGGGCAUGGAUGGCUCCAUUUUCCAGGUUGACCUCUGCUCCUGGCCUGUGCAAAGAGAGAGGGGCUUUCGGACUGAGCGGGAGAGUGGCAAAGUCUUCCAAGGGCACAGGAACCAGGUGACAUGUCUGUCGGUCUCCACUGACGGAAGCCUGCUGCUCUCUGGUUCGCAUGAUGAAACCGUUCGGCUGUGGGACAUCCAGAGCAAACAGUGUCUGCGCACGAUGAAUUACAAAGGCCCAGUCACCAAUGCUUUCAUCACUCUGGCCCCAGCCAACAUGAUCAAUGCGGACAGCAAGCCCAGUGUGCCUCUGCCGAACUUCCGCCGGCAUCUCCACAAUAUGGAAAGCAGCGAACCCUCCACCAACGAGGGGCUGAUGCUGUGCUUGGGCCUGCAUCAGAAGGGAUCUGGUGAAAGCUACUUGGAAAAAGCCGAGCGUUUACACUCCCAGAUGUGUUUGGCCACAGAGAAGAACCUGAUGGGAGACCACGAGCAGUUGAAAAACCAGGUGACUAAGCUGGAGGAGGAAGUUGGCACACUGCGGAAGAUCAACAAGAGCCUCUUUGACUUCUCCAGCCGCAUCCUCACCAAGCCGGGCAAACAAUAGCCUGGGUCCAAGCUUGUGUCUCGAGGGAGGGGAGAAGCAAGCAGGGGCCUGGCCUUGGAAGUGGGGGCCCUCCCCGUGCUGUUUGAAUCCUCUGUUUCCUGCACAGAGGGAGUGAGCAUGUCCUUGUUUGUGGGCCUGCCCCUCCCAUGUUCCCUCUCACGGAGCUGCAAGGGGUGUGCAGCCAGCCAGCCAGCCUUUUACGGCACAGCGCCUGUGGCAGGGCUGCGCGUCCAGCUGUGCCCGGAGAAACGACUGGGAAGGACAGCUCCCUGGUGCAAAAGGAGGCCUUUUGGUGGCACAGGAAAAGCAGUGGCGUGUGGCAUACAUUGGCGAGGCCCUUCCUAGAUCCUGCCUUCCGUUCCGUGUAGUACUGAUGCCUCACAACAAGAUCAGCAGACCUCUGCUGUCCAGUUGGAAUUCCUGGCGCUGUUUCAGAACCUCUUUUUAUACUUAAGAGCUGGUUUUGCAUGGAGGGUUCGUGGGCGGGGGGGGGGGGGGGGGCGGUCCAAGGGUGCCUUUUUGCAUAAUUGAGAGGGAAUCUGCUGCACCCCAAGUGAAGUGCGGAGGGGCCUUUCUAAAUAGCUUUGGGAGUGUGGCAGACUGAUCACGAGGGAGCAACUCUUUUAUACAAAAUUGAGCUGUAAAGGGGUGUGUGUGUGUGUUGGGGGGGGGGUCAUAUUUUCAAAGGCUUCCUUCCCGCUCUGGAAAAAAAAAAAUUCCCUGUUUUGUAGUAAUUUAGUAUGCAUUAAACAUUUCUUCUUGA
Molecule: messenger RNA, 2104 nt
Organism: Eublepharis macularius
Lineage: Eukaryota; Metazoa; Chordata; Lepidosauria; Squamata; Eublepharidae
Gene: WDR18
Product: WD repeat domain 18
Exons: 10
Coding region: 1-1341 (446 amino acids)
Biological process (GO): rRNA processing; DNA-templated DNA replication
Cellular component (GO): nuclear pre-replicative complex
Molecular function (GO): protein binding
Source: RefSeq, a predicted model, not a curated record